Molecule: messenger RNA, 387 nt
Organism: Strongylus vulgaris
Lineage: Eukaryota; Metazoa; Nematoda; Chromadorea; Rhabditida; Strongylidae
Source: the annotation of a GenBank genome assembly
AUGCCCAAUCUUCCGUCCCAAAGAGUUGUUCGUUCACGUUCCUUUCAGAAGAUAGGGCUAGAUUAUCUAGGCCCACUCUACCAUAAAAAUAUCAACCACGAGAAAGCCAAUAUUUUGAUAUGCCUCAUUACAUGUAUGACAACCCGCGCUGUUCAUCUUGAAUUGGUCUUUAAUAACGCAACUCAAGAGUUUAUUAUCACCUUUCGCAGAUUUAUCGCCAGAAGGGGCACUCCCGAUUUUAUUCUUAGCGACAAAUCUACCACCUUUUGUUCGGCCAACAAUACGCUGCAGAACGUCAUCUAUGCGCGUUCCUCCGUAGAAAAAUUGGCCAACUAUUUUUCUGAUCAUAAGAUCACCUGGAAGUUCAUCACUCCGAUUUCCCCUUAG